AUGUUGCCAACCUUCACCUUCAAGGCUAUUCGAGCUUUGCAAAUCCAAGAUCUGAAGAACGAUGCCAUUGAUGAACAUAUUCCUAGUCCGGAGGCCUCUAAAUUACGUUGUCAUAGGCUUCGCGUGGAAUUUCUCUUUCUGUUCACUGCUCUCAGUGCCGUGCUGAAGGUCGUCAUCAGUGACAUUUGUGCAGAGGCUCUCCCCAUACUCACCGACCUCGGCUGCGAUUUUUCCUCCAUCCUCGAGAUUAUUGUCACAUUUGCCACUGGCAUUGCUGCCUCCCUUUUUCCUCUCCUUGCUCCUGUCAUCGCCAUCAUCACUUCUUUAAGUCUCUCAGACCUCUUAUCCCUCCUCAGACUCUCACUUUAA
Suillus subalutaceus is the source of this 369-nucleotide messenger RNA. RefSeq lists its product as uncharacterized. The record is from RefSeq and is a predicted model, not a curated record. The transcript has 3 exons. The coding region runs from base 1 to 369 and encodes 122 amino acids. Lineage: Eukaryota; Fungi; Basidiomycota; Agaricomycetes; Boletales; Suillaceae.